Messenger RNA from Lindgomyces ingoldianus, 1967 nucleotides. RefSeq names its product DEAD-domain-containing protein. Lineage: Eukaryota; Fungi; Ascomycota; Dothideomycetes; Pleosporales; Lindgomycetaceae. Gene Ontology annotation, molecular function: RNA helicase activity; ATP binding; nucleic acid binding. The record is from RefSeq and is a predicted model, not a curated record. Bases 1 to 1764 code for a protein of 587 amino acids. The transcript has 5 exons.
AUGAAACGAAAGCUCAAUGAGCACGAUGUUCCGGAAGUUGCGUCUGUGAUUACGAAAGAACCGCAAUCAACGUUUGACUCCUUUGGCUUAGAGCCUCGACUCCUCCGCGGCGUUCGCGACCAGCGAUGGUCGUCGCCAACUCAUGUCCAGGCCAAGGCAAUCCCAAUUGCUCUCGAGGGGAAAGACAUCCUGGCGCGAUCAGGGACUGGGACGGGUAAAACGGCCGCCUACCUCCUCCCCAUUCUCCACAAAACUAUCCGUCGCAAAGAGCGAGAAAUCUCCACCCUCAUCCUCGUCCCCACCAAGGAACUUGCUCUCCAGGUUACGAAGCUCACACAAUCGCUUACCGCACACUGCGGACAAGACAUUCGUGUACAGAAUAUUGCAGGCAGGGAAUCGGAUGUUGUGCAACGGGCCAAGUUGGCUGAUUUGCCAGACAUUGUAGUUGCGACUCCGGCAAGAGCAAGCGUGAACCUAAACAAUGGCGCUCUAUCGCUCCAGAAUCUCGCACAUCUGGUGAUUGAUGAAGGAGAUUUGGUUAUGGGGUACGGCUUCGAGGAGGACCUAGACAAUAUUGCGAAGAGCAUGCCAAAGGGCGUCCAAAUCUUUCUCAUGAGCGCAACUCUAAACACCGAACUCGAAACCCUUAAAGGCCUAUUCUGCCGUGACCCAGUGAUCCUCAGGCUCGACGACCUCGAAAAGGGCGCACAGCUUGUGAAGCAAUAUGUCAUACGGUGCGCUGAAGACGAGAAAUUCCUCCUCAUAUACGCUAUGUUUCUGCUCAAGUUGAUCAAGGGCAAGACGAUCAUCUUUGUGGGAGAUUUAGACAGGUCAUACAGAGUGAAGCUGUUCCUAGAGCAAUUUGGUAUCAGGAGCUGUGUCCUGAACUCGGAGCUACCGCUUACUAGCAGAUUGCACAUUGUCGAAGAAUUUAACAAGAAUGUAUACGAAAUUCUUAUUGCCUCCGAUGAGAAUGAGCUGGAUACUACGGACGGCGGCACAAAUGCGGAUACCGAACCCCCCGCCAAAUCCCAAAAGAAGACCAAGUCCACUUGCAAAAACGACUCCGGUGUCUCCCGAGGGAUCGACUUCCUUAACGUCUCUUGCGUCCUGAACUUUGACAUGCCGUCUUCCUACAAAUCAUAUUUCCACCGCAUUGGCCGCACCGCACGCGCUGGGAAAUCCGGCACUGCCAUCACCUUCGUCAUUUCGAAGGACCAGUAUCGCAGACACAAACCGACAACAUUUGCAGGAUGCGAGAACGAUGAGGAGGUGCUGCGGAAGGUGGAGAAGCACCAGAAGGAGGGUCAGAAAGUGGAAGAUUAUGCAUUUGACAUGAAGAGGCUGGAACCCUUCCGAUAUCGAUUUUCUGAUGCGUUAAGAGCGGUGACGAAGAUCGCAAUUCGAGAAGCUCGAAUCAAGGAGUUGAGAUCAGAGCUCUUGAAGAGCCAGAAGCUCUCCAGAUAUUUCGAAGAAAACCCCGCCGCCCUCUCUCACCUCCGCCAUGACCAGAACCUCAACCACCCAGCCCGUAUCCAAGCACAUCUCAAGCACGUACCAGACUAUCUCCUACCCGGUGGCAGUAAGAAAGCGUUGACAGAAGAUAUUGGGUUUGUGGGCCCAAAUAAGGAGAGUGAGAAUAGGUUUCGAAGGGCCAGAGCCAUGAAUCGAGCAAAGGGGAAAGGGAAGAAGUUUAUCAGGAAUAAAACAGGGAAAAUUGAUCCGCUGAAGACAUUUAAUGCGAGGGGUAGGGGAAAGAAAUAAGUUGAAUUUGUGAAUGCUCGAAGUUAAACCUGGUCUAAUAUAGCGAGGAUCAAUCCAAGGGUCGAGGCGAUUGCAAAAACAUUAAUGCACGAUCGCUGAUGUUGCAUCUACUAUUUUUUAAUUUGGCUUUUGCAUGUGGAUAUGGGAAUGGGAUGCGAAAAGGGAUAUCGUUGUCUCCUGCUAGAUUGUAUCCAGGGCUCUAU